Gopherus evgoodei (Goodes thornscrub tortoise) is the source of this 1673-nucleotide messenger RNA. RefSeq lists its product as uncharacterized. The record is from RefSeq and is a predicted model, not a curated record. Lineage: Eukaryota; Metazoa; Chordata; Testudines; Testudinidae. Bases 1 to 969 code for a protein of 322 amino acids. The transcript is spliced from 7 exons.
AUGCAAAAGGAGAAUUCUUAUUGUUUUCCACUCCGGAGCAAGUUCCGAGAUGCUGGAGGAACGCUGCUGGCCUUCAGCCUGAAUGCAUUUCCCAAAGCGAGCUCGGGGUUGCGAGGUUCGCGUAACAUUCCGCUCUGCAAAGCAGGUGGGAGGGCAAGCCUGGAGCCUGAACUUUUGCAGAGGAUCGUGGCACUUCGAAGUGACUUUCCUGAGCCAGGCCGUGUUGCGCUAGGCGCUGGACAGACACAGAGUACUGCUGUCUCCAAGCGUCCCAAAAUCUGGAGUCGCCUCCCACCGCCUCCAGAUCACGAGAUUGACUUAAAAAAUCACAAGAUCCUUUUCGUUUGGCUCCUGGGCUGGGAGCCUGCAGGGGCCACGUGUUUGAGCUUUUCUCUGCCACCGGGUGGGCUGCAAAGGUCCGAGCUGAGACUCAGCACAUCACGCUAUGUCCCCGUCUCCGAGCGCACAGGAUGCUGCACGCUACACCCUGCCAUUCGUAAAGCUGUCCCACGGCUGGGCCCAGAAGAAGUCAUGGACUGGAGAAACACUGGCACUUUGAAAAAGAACAGAGCUGAGGGGUUUUCCAGAAAAGAAGGGCUGGUUCCACACCUUAUCCAGACCCUGCUGAGCCGAACAACCAUUGUUCAGAGAGGAACUGAAAAUAUCCUUCCCGGCUCACGUGGCAGCUUGAUGGGCACAACCAGCUGUGAGACCACUGGGAACAACCUGCAGCUGCCUCAGGAGGAUCACACUGAGGACCUUGGGCAGCACACGAGGAACUUCAGCAAGUCAUUGGGACAAUCCAACUCCUGCCAGUCAGUUGAAAACCAGCUGCACCGAGCAAGGGUGAGAGACUGGGACAGUGGCAUCUGCUCCACAAACCGUCUCCUGGCUGUGUCUACAGUUAUUCUGAUCGCUCAGAACCUGGCAGGCAAGGAUAAAAUCAUGACUCCAAUCAAUUACACUUGAAAUAAAUAUUUAUGGCUUAUUAUUUUUUGGCAGGGAAGAGUAAAAAACCUGUCCCUGGCUCGUGAAAGGAAAUUAGUUGUUGAUUAGUAUUUAGAUUAGCACAUGGUGCGGAGUUUAAUGAAGAGCAGUCAUUUCAAAUGGUGCAGUUUCUGCGCGUGUAUGGAAAACUCAUCUAAAAUAUGGGCUUGUGUGGAGGUAGGAGACCAAAGAAAGCAGAGCUAUUGGGCCUGUUCUCCGCUGACCUGCCCCGUGGGCGAGUAUUUACACUAUUGCAAAACAGAGGUGACACGCUGCCAGUAAGCCAGUUUGCACGAAUGUAAGUAACUACACUAGGUGUAAGGAAAUUGAGAAGGAGGCCCAAUCUAGCCAGCCAUCCCCAGUGUUUGCUGAUUUCUGGGAGCCAAACUGAGAUGCCAUUUCUCCCAACAGUUCUGAGUUUGGAGGGAUUGUCCCAUUUUGACCCCCCCAGCCCACCCUCUCUUCUGGUUGAAGCGGAACAUUUCCCGCAUUAUGCUUGCUGUGUUAUUAAAGUAGAAUCAGUUACUAUGAGUGAAUGAAAAUACAAUUCUAACAGAGGGUGAAAGCAUAGUCACAAAGCGGUAUUUCACUUGUGCGAAGUCACAACCCCACGUGUUUCUCUGGGGUGGUGUGAUGAAGUGGGAAUGUUCUUAAUGUUUUCUCUGAAUACUGUGUGGGUGCCUCGG